This is a messenger RNA of Brettanomyces bruxellensis, 531 nucleotides long. RefSeq lists its product as uncharacterized. The record is from RefSeq and is a predicted model, not a curated record. Gene Ontology annotation, cellular component: ribosome. The coding region runs from base 1 to 531 and encodes 176 amino acids. Gene Ontology annotation, biological process: translation. NCBI's taxonomy places the organism in Eukaryota, Fungi, Ascomycota, Pichiomycetes, Pichiales, Pichiaceae. Gene Ontology annotation, molecular function: structural constituent of ribosome. The transcript has a single exon.
AUGUUUGCUGGCACAUUCAAGAAACAGGCAUGUGCCAUAACGAGAACGUUCUCGACUAGUUCAAUGAAAUUGACGGGGAAAAAUAAUGAAUAUUCGCUUUCGUCGACCUUUAUGAACUUGAAGAAACAGGGUGAGGCGUUGGACUCGGAAAGACAAAAGCAAAGAGAAUCGGCGGUGAUGCAAAUGUUUGUCAACGAUUUUUCAAAGCAAUCAACGUACGAUCCAUUUGAUUUCUCGAUAGCUAAUACUAGAUACCACAGAAAAUUACAGAAGAUCAGAAAAGAGGAAGAGAUGAAACAAUCGUCAUUUAACUCCGAAGAAGUGAAUCCAGAAAUCUUCUACUGUAUGCCACAGCUUCUUUCCAAGUACUUGAACAAUUCUGGACAAAUUCAACAUCAUACAGUUACAGGUUUAAAGACAAGAAAGCAGAAGGCAAUGGCCAAGGCUGUGCGAAGAGCAAGAGCAUUUGGCUUACUUUCACCAGUUGCAAGGGACGUUUCCAUGUUCCCAAGGAGAGGGUCUUCACUAUGA